Messenger RNA from Trichomonas vaginalis G3, 168 nucleotides. Its product is annotated as DNA/RNA polymerases family. NCBI's taxonomy places the organism in Eukaryota, Parabasalia, Trichomonadida, Trichomonadidae. The transcript has a single exon. The record is from RefSeq and is a predicted model, not a curated record. The coding region runs from base 1 to 168 and encodes 55 amino acids.
AUGACGAACGAAGAAGGCUAUAACAAACUCAUUGAAAUAGGUAUGGUCGGUGAAAAGAUGGGCUGUUUUAAGCUAGAUAAGGUAUUUUCUGAAGUUCAUGUCCUCUCCAAGCGUAAGUACUGGGGCAUACUUGAAGACGGCACAGAAAUAAAACAUUGCAUGAAAUAA